AUGAAGCCUCUCAAUUUGGUCUUAGGCCUCUGCCUUCUUGUAGGAUGCUUCCUGUCCUGUGAGUGUCACAGAGGCCCUAGAAGACAUGAUCAUAGAAGACCACUUCCUCCUCCUCCCCCUCCCCCUCCCCAUGGUCCAGGAUUUGGUCGACCACCCCCUCCACCCUUUGGUCCAGGAAUUGGUCGACCACCCCCUCCACCUCCUUGUCCACCAGUUCCUCCACAUCCUAGACCUCCAAGCAAUCCUUCUCCUCCACCUACUCCAAACAUUCCUCCUACCGAACCUCCUACCACAGUAGAAGCAACUACAACGCCAGCUGCCAGUAUCUCCAUAACUACUCCUACUGCUAGAGAUCCCACUGAUAUUUUUUGGAGGUUGUGGGAAUUAAUAAAUUCCCUUUGGCAGCAAGAAUAA
This is a messenger RNA of Mus caroli (Ryukyu mouse), 414 nucleotides long. It is a transcript of the gene Smr3b, whose product is annotated as submaxillary gland androgen regulated protein 3B. NCBI's taxonomy places the organism in Eukaryota, Metazoa, Chordata, Mammalia, Rodentia, Muridae. The record is from RefSeq and is a predicted model, not a curated record. Gene Ontology annotation, biological process: regulation of sensory perception of pain. Gene Ontology annotation, molecular function: endopeptidase inhibitor activity.